AUGAAGGUCUUGCUUUCCCUCCUUGGGCUUCUUGCCUUACUGUCCAUAGUUCCUCAAGCCAGAAGCCUCUUUCUUCAGGAAAGAUGUCCUUCAGGAUACUAUAACUGCAGAAUGAAGUGCAAUGUUAAUGAAUACGCAGUUAGAUACUGUGAUGACUGGACCAUCUGCUGCAGAGAGAAGAAAACAGUUAAGGCAAAAAAGAAGUGGUGA
Messenger RNA from Dama dama (fallow deer), 210 nucleotides. Its product is annotated as beta-defensin 43-like. The record is from RefSeq and is a predicted model, not a curated record. NCBI's taxonomy places the organism in Eukaryota, Metazoa, Chordata, Mammalia, Artiodactyla, Cervidae. Gene Ontology annotation, biological process: innate immune response. Bases 1 to 210 code for a protein of 69 amino acids. The transcript is spliced from 2 exons. Gene Ontology annotation, cellular component: extracellular region.